Molecule: messenger RNA, 4875 nt
Organism: Gasterosteus aculeatus aculeatus (three-spined stickleback)
Lineage: Eukaryota; Metazoa; Chordata; Actinopteri; Perciformes; Gasterosteidae
Gene: tecpr1a
Product: tectonin beta-propeller repeat containing 1a
Biological process (GO): autophagosome maturation
Cellular component (GO): lysosomal membrane; autophagosome membrane
Molecular function (GO): phosphatidylinositol-3-phosphate binding
Source: RefSeq, a predicted model, not a curated record
UCACGUAGGAGAGAUAAACUAUGACGUCAAUAUCGGAGGGACGCAAUUGCGAUUCCGGCCGCUUUUCAGCGACUGUCACCUGCUGACGGAGCAGCGGGGCCGCUCGCGCCGGUUGACGGUUGAUGAGAGGAAGCGACAGGUCCCCGCCAUGCCCGUCUCUCUGCUGUGGGCGGUGGACGUCUACGGGCGGGUCUACAGCCUGUCCACGGCGGGGCAGGUGUGGGAGCAGUGCCGCGACGCCCAGAUGGAGUUCAAGCGGGUGACGGCGGCCCAGCGGUGCUGCUGGGGCAUCGCCUGCGACAACGGCGUCUACCUGAACGUCCACGCCUCCGACCUGCCGGUCCGCUGCCAGGAGGAGGCCUACGAGAACCAGCGGUGGAAUCCCGUGGACGGUUUCUCGGAUCGGUUGCUGCCGAGCGAUCGCUGGCAGUGGAGCGACGUCACGGGUCUGCAGCACCAACCUCUGGACGGCUUCCGGCUUCCCUCCGUCAGCUGGGAGUGGGAGGGCGACUGGCACGCCGACGAAAACCUCGACGGAGAGCCCACGGAGAAAGGGGGAUGGACCUACGCCAUCGACUUUCCCGCCACUUACACCAAAGACAAGAAGUGGAACUCUUGCGUCCGACGCAAGCGGUGGCUCCGCUACCGGAGAUACAACGUCAUGGACAGCUGGGCGAAGAUCCCCUCACAGCAGGCAGCGCUUCCAGAUCCCUUCAGCGACAUCAGCUGUGGAGGCUGGGAAAUCAGUGACGAGCCCCGGGGCCGGAUGUCCCUGUGGGCUGUGUCUCUGCAGGGGAAGGUGUGGUUCAGAGAGGGAAUCGACCACCACAACCCAGAGGGCUCCUCGUGGGAGGAGAUGACCCUCCCCGGGGAGGUGGUCCAGAUCAGCUGCGGCCCGGGGGACCUGGUCUGGGCGGUGCUGUGGGAGGGGCAGCUCAUUGUCCGGGAGGGCGUCAGCAGAGACUGCCCCAAAGGUACCUCCUGGGCGGUGGUGGACUCCCCCAGUCCUGAGGUGGGGGCCACGCACGUCGCCGUGGGAAUCAACGUGGUCUGGGCUCUGACCAAGGACAACAAAGUGUGGUUCAGACGCGGCGUGAACUCCCACAACCCUUGUGGCUCCGGCUGGAUCGGCAUGGUCGGAGAAAUGCUCAUGAUCAACAUAGGACUCAACGAUCAGGUGUUCGCUGUCGGCCGCGAGGAUCGGGCGGUGUACUUCCGGCAAGGCGUCACCUCCAGUGAGCUGAGCGGGAAAACCUGGAGGGCCGUCACGGUCCCCCGAGACGGAGACCGAUCGCACUCCAGCGCCAGCAGCGUGCAGAGCGCUGGGUGUUACUUCUGCGGCGAGGAGCGUGCUCCAUCAGCAGUGAGUGACGUGGAAUCCGACACAGAGAAAGGAUCCACAGAUGGCUCCGGCCUCCUCCUCGCCGCCGCCGCCGUCUCCACAGAGCCCUCAGCUGAUGCCGCGCCUACGGACCCCCCCGAAGCCCGCGUCCCCAAAGUCACCAGCGACAGCUUCAUCUCUGACCUCGUCUCUGACCGAGAACCAGCAACGGCCCCCUGGGGCGCAGCUGUCCCGGAGGAGGACCUCGUCCUCGGAGAAGAGGAGGUCCGAGCCCCCUGCGCCGGCGCGGCGAUCUCCUCCAGCCAGUCCGGAGGCCUCGGCCAGUGGAGCAACGUGGAUCUGGAGGAGGCGCAGGGCCAGCGGGACCAGGCCGGGGCGCCGGCGGACUCGGCUGACACGUGCAGCUUGUCAUCUUUGGCCGCGUACGCUCUGGCCGCGGAGGACCAGUACGGGGCGGACCAGCACCCUCUGUGGGCCUGGGUCAGUGGGGGCGGCUGCUCCGUGGACAGCCACUCGCAACUCGGCUGGUUUAACUGCUCGACCACGAACGCCUCGCCCUUGGUCCAGUCAGUCCAGUCCAUGAGUCUCUCUGUCACUCCGGCACAGACGGCCGCCUGGCGGAGACAAAUCUUUGAGCAGCUGAGUGAGCGGACCAAAAGAGAGAUGGACAAUUUCAGACAUUAUGAGCAAGCCGUAGAACAGUCUGUGUGGGUGAAGAAGGGAACCAUGCAGUGGUGGAGAGACUGGAGGCCGCACAAGUGGACGGAUGUGCACUUUGCCCUGGAGCAGUUCUCCGGACCGGAGGGCGACAAGGACGGCAUCCUCUUCAUCUACUACAACUUUAACGAGGAGAAGAAGUACCUGCAUGCCUUCAUCAAUGAGGUCACCAUCCUGGUUCCUGUGCUCAAUGACGCCAAACACUCGUUCGCCAUCUACUCUCCUGAGCGGACCAAACAGAGGUGGCCCAUCAGGUUGGCGGCGCCUACAGAGCAGGAGAUGCAUGAUUGGCUGGCGUUGCUGAGUGACGCAUGCUGCAGCUCCCGGGGGAUCCAGGGUCCUCCCUCCAAACAGGCCGUGUGGUCCGUAACAUGCAAGGGAGACAUCUUUGUCAGUGAGCCCUCUCCUGGUCUGGAGGCCGUGCCUUACCCGACCCCCUGCGACCAGAUGUUCUGGCGGCAGGUCGGAGGUCACCUUCGCCUGGUGGAGAGCAACAGCGUGGGCGUCGUGUGGGGGAUCGGCUACGACCACACCGCCUGGGUGCACACGGGGGGCGACGGGGGAGGCUUCUCGCAGGGUCUGGCCAGCAGCACGGAUAACAUCUACACACAGGUGGAUGUGAAGAGUGUCUACAUCUACGAGAACCAGCGGUGGAACCCCGUCACCGGCUACACCAACAGAGGGCUCCCUACAGACCGCUACAUGUGGAGCGACGCGUCGGGACUACACGAGUGCACAAAGACCAACAUGAAGCCCCCCUCCGCUCAGUGGACGUGGGUGUCCGACUGGGCCAUUGACUACGGCGUCUCCGGGGGGACGGACAGAGACGGCUGGCAAUAUGCAGCUGACUUUCCAGCGUCGUAUCAUGGCUAUAAAACGCUGAAGGACUUUGUGCGUCGCCGGCGAUGGUCCAGGAAGAGUAAACUGACCACAACAGGACCCUGGCAGGAGAUCCCGCCUAUAUCGCUGAUUGACGUGAGCCUCCUGCCCUGCGCGGCCCCGAGCGGCGUGGACGUGGUCCCUCUGUGGGCGAUCAGCAACAAGGGCGACGUGCUCUGCAGGCUGGGGGUCACCGCUCUGACUCCGGCUGGAUCCUCGUGGCUCCACGUGGGAACCGACCAGCCCUUCAAGUCUGUCUCCGUGGGGGGGGCCAGCCAGGUGUGGGCCAUCGCUAAGGACGGCUCUGCCUUUUACCGAGGAUCCGUCUCACCACAGAGCCCCGCGGGAGACUGCUGGUACCACAUCCCCUCCCCAGCCAGACAGAAGUUGAAGCAGGUGUCUGUCGGGAGGACGUCCGUCUUCGCUGUCGAUGAAAAUGGUAACCUGUGGUACCGCCAGGGCGUGACCCCGAGCUACCCUCAGGGCUCCAGCUGGGAACACAUCUCCAAUAACGUACGCAAGGUGUCUGCGGGGCCUCUGGACCAGGUGUGGAUCAUAGCCGACAAGGUGCAGGGCAGCCUGAGCCUGAGCUGUGGAACCGUGUGCCAUCGACUCGGGGUCCAGCCCGUGGAGCCCAAGGGACAGUCGUGGGACUACGGCAUCGGGGGCGGAUGGGACCACAUCACAGUGAGAGGGAACUCCACGGAGCCGCCCCGUGCACGCCUUCCCUCUCUGACGGCGCCCGCUCCUCCCGCCCCCCCCGCCGCCAGGAGCGCGGAAGUCAACGGCAGCGCCGGGGAAUGCUAGGCGCACACACACACACACACACACACGCAUGACCUUUGUAGUCAUAUGCCGUUUUUAUUUCUUCAACCUUCAUCACUGCAACCAGUGUGGGAGGACGUUGUCACUUUUAGAACAAUCCCAAAUGCGGACGCGACGUAUGUUAUUCGGUCGACCUAAACUUUACUUGAACAAAACAUUUCUGUCUUGUUGACCUUUGGUCACGAACAUUGAACUCGAUGGUCUUAAUAUAUUUCCUUAUUUAUUUAUCAGGCUGUGAUGUUUCUGUGAAAAAGUACCUCGUGUACGGUCAGAUUUAACGCGUGCUGAGUCUCAGCUCCAGAUGUGGUAGUGUGCAAAACAAAAGCUAAUUAGCGACAUUAGCCCACCAGGUAACCAUUGAUAGGAGGACAGAGCAGCUACUACCAUGUAGUAUCGCCACAGGCUGCUGAUCUGACGCGCGUGUGUGAUUUUUAUACCACAAACUGCAGCUGCUGCAUAUUUCCAAUGUUGCAGCUUUCUGAACAGAAUUGUUUAUUCUUAAGUUUGCGUGCAACGAUCCAGACGGUUGUUUGAGUCGGAAUGUGAAAGCGUGACUGGCCGAGGUGUGAAAGGCUGUAAACGAACACUUUCUGUCUUUCUUGUGCACCUGAUCUCUUAUUUCUUUUGUUUUAAAGUUCUUCCUUUAGCGCCGUUAGCAGUGUUUCUGCAGCGGCUUUAUUUGCCUGUGGCGGUUGCUGCUUGCCUUGUACAAACAGUCACCCAUGUUUUGCAAGGAGUUUAAUGUUAUUUUUUAAAAUAUGUUGUUGUUUUUAGGUUCUCUCGGAGUACGUGCAAUGGUUAACUAUGUAAAUAAGGGAGUCAUGUAGAUGUACUUAAGUAAGUGUUGUGGUUGAAUCUUCCUCUUUCUCAGGAGAACAUGUGCAUGCGUACUUUCUGACCGUACUAGAAUGACUGAGCAAUUAGAUAUUAUAAUAAUAUUAUAUUAUACAAUCUGUAUAUUAGUUGCUAUAAUGAUAAAAUGCAGCCUUUCAGGCAUCAUUGAUGUUUGUGGUCCGGCUGAGGGAAUGUUGAAAGUGUCAAACACUGAUGUGCAACACGCAUGGUGAAAGCAACAGUCCUCGCCAAUAAAUAAAGUUGUUUAUUGAUAAUAA